AUGUUCCUCAAGUCCAUUGCCUCCCAAUUACGAGGCCCCUCCCUCGGCCUGCUCGCAGCGCUGAGCGUGUGUCUUGUCCUGAACCUGGGGGCUCUGCUCUUCUCCCUCCGCAUCUUGACCCGCGGAUCGCGAGCAUACACAUAUCUCGAAGGCGACCGGCCUCGAGAGCUCCCCAUCAAGGUUCGAACCAUACAAGCCGACUUCCACGACGACCUCGACCACUACGGGAUGGAUGGCAUCGCGGCCACAGCCGAAUGGAACGCGAUUCGUCCUCCCGGCAAAGGCUUUGUCUUUCUGGGGGAGGAGCACUACGCCUUCGGCGUGUCUAUGUGGCAUCAGAUGCACUGCCUAAAUCACAUCCGCGCUGUUAUCGUCAACGGGGACGACGGGUCGGAUCAUACAUGGCACUGUUUUCAUUACCUGCGCCAGGGCAUUCUCUGCGCUGCCGACACGACUCUAGAGGCAGGCGGUACUAGCAAGAAACUGCCUAAUGGUGAUAAAGUCGCUACGGGCGGAGGAACUGUGCAUACCUGCCGGGACUGGAGACAGGUGCACGAUUGGAUGGAGAGCGAGCAUGAGAAGUGGACACCCGAGAUGUAUGAAAGGAUCAAGGAGUCCAGUUUAUAG
This is a messenger RNA of Colletotrichum chrysophilum, 627 nucleotides long. RefSeq lists its product as uncharacterized. Bases 1 to 627 code for a protein of 208 amino acids. The transcript has 2 exons. The record is from RefSeq and is a predicted model, not a curated record. Gene Ontology annotation, biological process: mycotoxin biosynthetic process. Lineage: Eukaryota; Fungi; Ascomycota; Sordariomycetes; Glomerellales; Glomerellaceae.